This is a messenger RNA of Microthlaspi erraticum, 654 nucleotides long. The record is from the annotation of a GenBank genome assembly. Lineage: Eukaryota; Viridiplantae; Streptophyta; Magnoliopsida; Brassicales; Brassicaceae.
AUGGAAUCCUACAAGGAGCUCACUUGCGAGUUCUUAGCUUCAAUGAGGUACCACAUGUACGAUGAGGAGAUAGAGCUGAUUUGGACCAAGGAUUGGGAUGGAUCACGUUCUUGGCUAAGGGAGAGAAGAGAAUGGUCCAAGGCUGCUCAAAUCAGGAGCCCAGUGUUGAGGUAUGUGCACAAGGCACUUGCCAACACCUUCUUUGCAAGGAAGGCAACCGGGACCAUUAACGAGGGGGAACUCAAGUUUCUUGACAUGGGAAUCAAGCCCAUCUCUCACGCACAAGCGAUGGCAAGAGGAUCAGGGGAGAUAGAUCCAACACAGGGAAACUUGAUGCCUUUCCUUGAUCACCUACAAGAUCCACCUACAACACUAGACAUCAACAGGGAGGCGCCUAAGUUGGAUGGACAUCAAGUUUUGCAAGACCAACCUCUCAUUGAGCACAAGGAGUUGGAUGGGAGGUUCCAAUUCAAGUUCACACAUCCAUUGGUUGGACCUUCCAAGCUUCUCCUGCCCAACCCAGAGCUCACCACAGUAGUCAGGGGUGAGAACAUUGACUUCAGACCCCCUGUGUACACAUUAGUUGGGCAUGAGGAUUUGCGAGAAGAGGAGCCUGAGCUCGAUCGAGCUGAGGAUCGAGCUGAGUCAAGCUGA